Bombus pyrosoma is the source of this 1167-nucleotide messenger RNA. RefSeq names its product haloacid dehalogenase-like hydrolase domain-containing protein 2. Gene Ontology annotation, molecular function: phosphatase activity. The record is from RefSeq and is a predicted model, not a curated record. The transcript is spliced from 4 exons. Gene Ontology annotation, biological process: dephosphorylation. NCBI's taxonomy places the organism in Eukaryota, Metazoa, Arthropoda, Insecta, Hymenoptera, Apidae. The coding region runs from base 132 to 905 and encodes 257 amino acids.
GUGUGGUGCAAAACUUUAAGUCGUUAUCAUAAAAACGAAUGAACGUGCUUUAACAUGUAUAUAUAUGUUUGUGUGUAUUAUACUUGUAACUGUGAGUAAACGUCGGAUAAAUCAUUGAAAUUUUAUCAAAUAUGGCGAAACAAAUAAAAAUGGUAUUAAUAGAUCUUAGUGGAACACUGCAUAUUGAUAAUUCAGCGAUUCCAGGUGCCGUGGAAGCUCUAAACAGACUUCGAAACGCUGGUAUACCGCUUAAAUUCGUCACAAAUACAACGAAAGAAUCCGGAAAUUUUUUAUAUGGUCGAUUGACAAAACUCGGUUUUGAUAUUAAGAAGGAAGAAAUUUUCAGUUCUUUAGCUGCAGCGAGAAAAUUGAUUAUUUCGCGGAAAUUAAAUCCAAUGUUAUUUAUUGAUCCUGCUGCUAAUGAAGAUUUCGAUGAUUUAAUAAGAAAUGACGAUAAAAAAGAUGCUGUAGUAAUAGGAUUGGCUCCAGAUAAGUUCAAUUAUGAAAAAUUGACCAAAGCAUUCAGAUUACUAUUAGAUGGCGCGUCGCUCAUAGCCAUUCAUAAAGGGCGGUAUUAUAAAAGGCCAGAUGGUUUAGCUCUGGGACCAGGCGCAUUUAUCGCUGGUUUAGAAUAUUCCGCUGAUAUCAAGGCAGAAAUUGUCGGAAAACCAGCUGCAGAAUUCUUCAAAGCUGCUUUGGGAGAUAUAUCUCCAGAAGAAGCGAUUAUGAUUGGCGAUGACGUUAAAGAUGAUGUAGCUGGUGCACAAGCUAUCGGUAUCAGAGGACUUUUGGUACAAACUGGAAAGUAUCGAGAUGGAGAUGAAAAUACAAUUACACCACCGCCUACAAAAGUAUGCAGCUCUUUUGUCCAAGCUGUAGAAUUUAUUCUUAAAAAAGAAAUUUAAGUAGUAUGAUUUUGCAACAGUAAAAGAAUAUCAUGUAUAUGUAUAUUUAUAUAUGUUAUUCUGUAUUAAAUUAGAUAUUUUAUUUCAAUAUUAAUAAUUCCGUAAUGGGAUGUGUACAUAAUCUAGAUUAGAUUCACAAUAUAGUUUCAAAAUAUAAAGAGACUAUAAUUAUAAAGAAAUCGACAUAGUACUUUCUGUAAUGUGAAAUAUUACAUUACCAAAUUUUCUUUGUUCUAACAGUAAUAAAAAGUAUUACAGAUUU